AUAUUUUCUGAUUCUUCCCUGACUGCCUUGGUUUUACCUGCUAUAUGUCUUUAGCAUGGUUCUAAGCACCAUCUGUUGGAUCACUUUUUCUCUUUAACAAAAGAGUCAUGCGCUUCUUUCGUAGAGAUGGCCAUAACUGGCACAAGAAGAAAGACGAAAGGACUGUCGGAGAGGCACACGAACGCCUUAAGGUUGGAACUAUCGAAGCCUUAAAUUGUUACUAUGCACAUGGAGAGCAGAACCCUACUUUCCAGAGGCGGAGCUAUUGGAUGUUGGAUCUGGCAUAUGAGCAUAUUAUUCUUGUGCAUUAUAGAACAACAAGUGAGGUGACUCUUUAUAACUUGAUUCUCGAUAAACAUGAUAAUAGUACUUUGUCCUAUUGAUAUUUACCUUUAUUUAAAUGGUUCAUGCUAUAUCCUGACCAGUUUAUAUUUCUUCUAUAAGUUUGUUAUGGUGGUUUUUCUUUUCUUUGCUAUUGGUAUUAACAUGAUAUUUACUAUUUCUAUUGAUCCAUCUCUCUAUUCUCUCUUAUUUUCUAGUUCUGAAGUGAAAUACAAGGACACUGAUAUAAGAGAAAAUGGCUAUUGUUACUAAGAUUUCUCAUGUUCUAUGACUUUUUUGUAAGAAUAGCAUUUUGUAAGGGGUUUGUUCAAAUUGUCUAGAUCAAACAUUUAGAAGCUCAAGAACUUUGUAGGUUC
Arachis ipaensis is the source of this 698-nucleotide messenger RNA. Lineage: Eukaryota; Viridiplantae; Streptophyta; Magnoliopsida; Fabales; Fabaceae. The record is from RefSeq and is a predicted model, not a curated record.